Molecule: messenger RNA, 484 nt
Organism: Drosophila innubila
Lineage: Eukaryota; Metazoa; Arthropoda; Insecta; Diptera; Drosophilidae
Exons: 2
Coding region: 42-416 (124 amino acids)
Source: RefSeq, a predicted model, not a curated record
CAAAUCUAAAAUAGUCAAGUUUGUAGACGCAACGCCACGAGAUGAAUUUAUUGGUGAACGGACUCAUUUUAUUAUUGCUAUUGGCAAUAAUUUUACCCUAUACUGAGGCGGAGGGUGUGAGUGGCAUCUAUAGUGAUCCAGCACAUCCAGGCAAGUGUGUAAUUAAUCCGAAUCUCAUACUUAAUGUGGGAGAGACUGCUGAACAUCCAGAUAUGCAAUGUGCUCGAAUCGUAUGCGGAGAGAAGAGCUUUGCCAAGAUACAAAAAUGUGAAUUGGAGUUGCCACUACGUUAUUGCAAAUUGGGUGAGCCGAAAUUUCCCAAUGCUGAUUAUCCUAUUUGCUGUCCCCGCAAACAUAUAUGCGGGCAUACACGAGAGCUACCACAAUCUGAGACGAUAGUAGAUCUACAAAUUUAGGAAAUGCAUAUCACAUUGAACUCACACACAAAUAAAGUGGCCAUAGAUUAAAAAAUAUAUAAAAUUUA